Messenger RNA from Electrophorus electricus (electric eel), 4760 nucleotides. RefSeq names its product rapunzel (gene rpz). Lineage: Eukaryota; Metazoa; Chordata; Actinopteri; Gymnotiformes; Gymnotidae. The record is from RefSeq and is a predicted model, not a curated record.
GAAUGGUCGCAAAUUGUAUCUCGAUAUUAUAUUUUGAAUCCACAUUUAGUGAUGUUUUCUUACUCACUAACCUCAUGUAGCCUACUCAAUGGUAUUUGUGAAGCGUCGCUUUUGUUAAUGACAGUGGAUGGAUAAUGGCGUUACGCAGCACUCAAUGCGCAUCUUGCACAAGCCUAUGGUUAUGUGAAUGUAAAUAUGGACUUUUUACUAGAGACUUACAAGAGCCCUUCCAUUCGGAGAGAGAAUAUAUGGGAAUAUUUUUGCCUUUUUAUUGGUAGCCUAUGCAGUCAUUUGGUCCUCUCGCUUAUAGUGAGACCCAUACGCGUGACGGACAAUAAGUUAGGCUACACCAUCUGUGCACCACUUUGCAUUCAGGCUCUUGCACCUGUUCCCUUAUGCAUUUGCUUUUCUUAGUUUUUUGUUGUUCUUCAGGGCUGGAUACAAUUGCAAGACGUCAUAUGGACAACACAAACAGAGAACUAGACUAUAUGAGUUAUGCAAAUGAAUAGCCUAAUGUUCCUCUUGACUGCGUGUAUCAGUCUCCGUUAAUUUCACUUUUUAUUUUAAUGUUUAGCUCGAGAUAUGCAUAUGUGUAAUCCAUCCUGAUUGAUUUUGUGGCUUUAAGUGUGUUUUAAGUUGUUAAGUGGGCUGAGAGCGAGGGGCUUUGUAAAGGUAUGUGUGAUGCAUCAAGUCCAGACACGUUAAACGCCAGUGAUGUUGGCUUCUGUCCUCGGAAUGCCAGAUUCGAAGAAUCCUGUCAAAUUUUCAGCUGUUCUUAACUUGAUUCAAAAAAGUUGUGCUUGAGAAGAGGUUUGGAAGAGGAUUGUAUGUGCUAUAAUGUAUUAUACCGAAUAGUGUAGGCUGCUGAGUUGUCAUCAUCUUCACAUACUAAUUUACUUUUAAAAACUCUAAAUUCCUGUAAUUUCUAAAUGAAAAUAUGGGGCUAGAAAAUUAGAGUAGGAUACCUUGUAAAGCAUAAAGUAGACUAUAAGUAUUGCACUGAUCAUUACAAGGAACAGACAGAAGAUUUUGUGCUAGAUUUAAGUACACCGUUGCUAGAUGUAAUUAUGACCAAAUUAACUAUCUUUAUUGCUAUUAAUAAUGACUAUAAUGAAUGGGCACUAUUAGGUAUUUGGAAUGUUUAUGCCCAAAUUGAUUUUUUAGCAUGAAGUUUAUUUUACAAAGAGCACAGCAUGCAUUGGAGAGUGCACAACAUGGUGUCUUACCAAAACUGGGACACUAGGUAACACAUUUAAAAUAUUAUACAAAUAAAUGAAUGAAUUGGACUUGGCACAGGUCAGUCAUGCUUUCAGAAUGCUUAUGCACUGUGACUCUAAUUACAUGUUCAAUUAUAUACAUAUAUGAUAUACAAGAUUUUUUGCUGCUCUUAUUUAGAGUAAUAAUAAGACUUUCUGGGACACACACCUGCACCUUUAGAGAGAUGCUUUGGUUCACUUAUCUCUGCCAAAUCCAAUGAAUACCAUAUAUUUUAGUGGCUAUUUUUCUGAUUCAUUUGGCUUAUUUCUACUGAAUAAUUUCAAUUUAAAUACAAAAUUGCCUCUUAAUUAAUAAAUUAUGGCUCUUUGGAGCCAGGGGCAGUGUCACAGUGUUUCUCAAAGGUUCUUUGGAGACUGCAUCUCCAGCUGCCUCCAGGGUGACAGCUGACUCCUUGUAUAGGCUAUUUGACUGUUGGGACACUGGAAUAUUUGAAUGCAACUGGGGGAGGAUGUGGGUAGCUGAGGAGGGGGUUACUCAGUGGAGGGCUGCACGCAUGCCCUUUCACUGGUGCAAGUGGAAGCUUGUGCAUCAGUGGUGCCUAAUAAGCCCUUUUUGAGCUAAGAGGGCCUUCCAUAAUGUAUAAAAAUGGUAUGGUCCAAUAUGAACACCCCUACAUUGAAUGCUGACAUGGAAGUUCCUUUUUUGCAGGGAUUGCUGGGAAGAAGAAGUACAGUCGAGAUUGAGACUUUGGAAGGGGAAGUAUAGCUCUCUGAAGAGCUGGCAUUGCUUUGAAGAACACUUCUACUCACUAUGGCUGAUAUUGAGAUCUUGGAGGACCGGGACAAGUUAAAGAGAGGAUUAGUGAAGGUCCUGGAGUGUGUGGCCACCAUCUCGUCAGCGGCCGCUGUGGUGAACCCCAUCUUUGGCGUGGCAGGCUCGCUCCUCCGUGUCGUCCUACACCACGUGGACGAUGAGGAUAUCCAGACUCUGAAGCGCGAGUUCAGCAGCGUUAACCGUGGUCUAUACGAGAUCUCACAGAGGAACCAAGAUGCCCUGUUGCAGAUCAAGAAGGAAACACUGGACGGCCAAUACAGCCGCAUCGAGGAGAACCUCCGCAGCCAGUUCCGCAAGUUCAUGGAGGUCGUGGAGGCAAAACCUGAGCACCGGGAGCGCAAGAAGGCCGACUUCGAGGAAAGCUAUGCCAACGACCUGGGUGACCAGAACUUGCACUCACUCUACGAGGGGGUGAUGGGCAAGCCCAAGCUCUUCAGUAGGCCCAUCCUCGAGGUGUACAUGAGCCACUCAGGGGGCGAUCGGCAGGUGAUGGAACACCUGUGCACCCGUCUCACCUACCUGUUCUGCAUCGGCCUCAUUGCCCUGAUGGGCUAUGCUGCCACCAUUGGCGACGACGAGGAGGGCCUGAGUGAGGAGUGGGCAGAGAAGAUGGAGAAAGUGCAGGAGAGGAUGCAGGAGGUGCUGAGGAGCUGCAAGUGAUUCCACACUGACCCCCUUCUUUCCAGGACUCCCCCAUUUGCCCUAUAUAUGCACUGUUGCUCUCUAUGGUCUUGUUUCUCUUUUCUUUCAUUUUUCUGUUUAUGUGGGCUUUUGUCGACUCUGUCCUCUCUUUCUGUUUUCCCCUCUCCCUUAUAUUUCCUCUUAGUAGUCCUGUGUGAUUUUUGUGUUCUAAAUAGCCUGUAGUGAGAGCUGCAUCCCCGUGAUUGUGCACACACACUGUGAUAGUCCCACUAAAUCCACCUUUUGACAGCUUUACUGUCAAAUAUUUGACAUCCUCAAAUGAAGAAGACAAGGAUAUCUUAUCAAAUAUGAUAAAAUUGGAUUAAAGGUUUUUGAAAUCAGUUUGGUGGUAAUGAAAUGCCAUCAAACAUAUUGAUUAAUUUGGGCUUUUUGUUAGGUCUCCAGCCAAAAAUAGAUGUUCAAUAGAUGUUAGGUAAUGUUAAAUAUUAUGUUAAAUUUAAUUCCUACCAAAUUCACAGUUUACCUUGAAUGUCUUUUAGUAUAUUGCUGAGAAAUGUUUUGCACUGGUUGCAGUGAAUGUUACUGAGAGAAUCUAAACAUGCCAGUGGGUCAGCAUACAAAACACACACCAUUUUAGUCUCUUCCAAAUACACCACAGAGUUUCAAACCUCACUUAUGUGCACAAGAACAAAGCUAUGGGCUUGUCUCUGUCCUUGAUUCUUUCCUCGUGGCUCGCUUGUGUUUCAAGGUGUGUUUCAAUACAUCAUUCUCCCGCCCACCUGGCUGCCUUGGAUUGGUAUUUUGAAAUCCCGUAAUUCAGAAGUAGUCUGAUAGGAUUACACUAUAAGCAGUUCCAUUAUAUCUGCAACCUUUAUGCCAAAAACCAAACCCAGUCUAUCCUAUCUAAAGCUUGAUGUCUAAAUCUAUCCUGUCUAAAGCUGUCACCUUUCCUACACCAAGACACAGAUUGGCAUGCAUUCAUAUUACUCACAUUAGUUUAAAAUGCUGGAAAAGGGCACAAUAAAAUAAAUCUAAGAUGCUACUAAACCACUUCAAACUCUACACAAACCCCAUAUAUGAAUAAAUAUUGGCCACAUUUUACUUUGAAUGUUUUGCAAUUACGCCUUACUGUGCUAAAAAACGGCCUUGUAACAUCACCACUACAGAACUAGACACACGUUAUUUAUAUGAGCUCUGUUACAUGCAGGAGCCAUUGUCUUAGGUGCUGUGGUAUGGAGCCAGGUAAUUUAUUUAUAUAGUAUUAAGCCUCACCAACGUAUAUACUCUCAGAAACUAUGAGGGAAAAGCAUUGGUCUUUGCACUAAAUGAUCAUAGACGGUCUUCUAUAGGUCUUCGUAGGAAGAACAUGAAGACAUGCAACUUUCUAUGGAAAUGUUCAUGACAUCAUAAAAUGUUUAGUCAGAAUACUGCUUUGUUUUGGCAUCGGACUCUUCUGCAAUCACCUGAUGCAUCAUUCAGAGUAGUACACUGAAUGUUUUUUUUUUCUCCUUUUUAUGUUCCAUUUCCUCAAUAUUUGGUAUAAUAUGGACUCUGAUCUCCUUAUCUUAUCUUUUACCAAUGAUUGUGAAUGGUUUCUUGCCACAGAUUUACCCUAUGCCUGCUCACACUCCACAAUUGAAACAGACUCAAAUAAUUGUUUAGGUAUAUAGAUAUAUUUAGCUAAUAUAGUUUUUCAGUAUCAGCUUAGAACUCAUUGCUUCUAGUGUGGUCUUAUAGGGUGUUUAUUGCAGCCAUUUUGGUGCCUCCAAUAUACUUCAGCUAUCUUUUAAAUACAUUUUCAUUUUAUCCUUAUGAAUCCUUUACUUUCCCUCCCCUAUUUUUGGGCCAUAUAAAAAAACUAUUUACCCUACAAUACAGUAACUUAUCUAUACUUCAUCUAUUAUGAUCACAUGUUUAUAUGCACUUAAAUUCAGUUAAUAUACACUUUGAAAUCAGAUAAAGUAGUGUCCCAUGAGACAUUCUGAUGUUUGGAGUUCCAGGACAGAGUACAAGUAUACAAAACACUAUGCUGCACUAUCAAUAAAUGAUAUAUGUAAACUUGAAAA